UACGGAAGUGUAGUAAACAUAGUCAAUGGUCAAAAACAAAUGUUCAAUAAGCAGUGUUUCGGUUGUUGCGGUGAUGUUUUAGCGUGUUUUUAAAAUAGUAAAGUGACCGUGUUGCGUUUGAUACUGGAGUGUUGGGAAACGUCAGUUGCAACAAACUAACGCAAAAGGAAAGUAUGUCGUCUGCAGCUAAUGGUUGCAUGAAUGCAUUGUAACAACAAAUACGUAAUACCUUAAACGACAUUAUAAUUCUAUAAAACUAGAAAGCUAGUUGACUCGUAUCUUUAGCAAAGGUGACUCAGGCUUUACACUCAUCACCCAGUGACAUGUAUUUUGUCAGUAGAACACACCACAUUGUUAGCUGCAACGGUGUGCAACGCAUUUAGCUUUCAUCCUUGUGUUGUGCCGCAGCGAUGGCAGAGGCCGGAGCUCACCUGACUUCCAGCGCUGCGAAUGAGCUUCCGUCGGUCUUUGAGGUCCUGGCCCAGGAGUCUCUGAUGGAGGCGGUGAAACCUGCGCUGAGACACGCUGUAAAGGUUCUGGCAGAGUUUAAUCCAUCCCGUUUUGGCUUCCUGUGGAAAUUCUUCGAUGAACUUUACUUGAUGCUGGACCUCCUCCUUCAGAACCACUUCCUUUCUCAGUGUAGUGCUUCCUUCUCUGAGAACUUCUACGGCCUGAAAAGAGUCUCAGGACUUACUGCUCGUCUAGGGAUCCACAGGAAAUCACACUGGUGCUCGCUUCUUCUUUUGUGUCUUGUGCCAUACCUGCAAACCAAGCUGGAAGCAACGUUGGCAAAGCAGAGAGAUGAGGAGGAUUUCUCCAUUCAACUAGCACACACCAGGAGCCAGAGGCUCUACCGGGCAGCUGUAGCAGCAUAUCCAUAUGUCAGCUCAGCCUGGCAAGCCUUGGUUUUCUGCCAGCAGCUGCUCUUUGUCUUUGGAAUUACCAAGACGCAUAGUCCUCUGCUGUGGCUGGCCAGGGUGAGACUGGCACGGCUUAAUGCCCAGGAUAUUAGAGAAAUGGAACUCAAAACCACAAGCCAUGACAGCCCUUUUAACAAAAGCCUGUUGCAGAGAAUGUGGUGGUUGGUGUCACAAGCUACGAGGGUCUUGGCGUCCUCCCUAUCUACCUCCCUGUCCUUGGGCGUCUUCUUCCUGCAGUUUGUAGAUUGGUGGUACUCCGCUGAGAACCAGAGCGCUGUAAAAACUCUGACCUCCCUGCCAGUUCCUCUGCCCCCUCUGCACCUGCAGGAGUACAGCUGCAUGGAUUUUUCAUCUUUUUCAUCCAGUCACAGGAAAGAAAUGCAGUUUAGGUCUGAGAACAACAACUGUUCCCUGUGCAGGAGGACAUGCGGUAACGCCGCGGUGCUGUCAACCUCUGGCUUUGUCUUCUGUUACCACUGCAUCUAUAUUUAUGUAAAGGCCAACCACUGCUGCCCGGUCACUGGUUACCCCACUGAAUUGCAGCACCUCAUUAAGAUAUACCCAGAGGAGGUUUAAGGUUUAUUGUGUAACCACUGUCACAAAAAAUUGGUUUAAACAGUUCAGUAAUAAACUUACUUUGCUAAUAAAAAUGUUAAAUUCCAUUUUGAAUUACUGCAGUUAAUAUUUCUCCAUAUCUUGAAUGUAGUAAACUAAUCGGGGCAGAUACACUAUUCCAACUAGAAAAAGUAAUUUCUUGAGAGAAAUUCCGUGUGAGAGCAGUUAUGUUGCUGAAAAGGCUCAAAACGCUGAUAACGACAAAACAAUGUCAAAGAUUUAACAGAUGACCAACAUUAAAAAGUUGGUUGAGAGGAGGAAUUGUACAGGCUGAUGGCCACCGGCAGGAAGGAUCUCCGGUGUUCUGUGGAGCAUCUGAUACUGAUCAGCCUCUGGCUGAAGGUGCGUCACUGCACACUGUGUAGGGGACAACAAUUGUGUUGUUUAGGAUAGAGAUCCUCCUCUCAGCUACAGCAUGUAGGGAGUCCAGCUGCACCCCUAGAAAAGAACCAGCCCUCCUGAUCAGUUUGUCUGCUACAAUCAUGCUGCAUUCAUCUGUAAACACACACACACACAUAUAUGUAUGUAUUAGUGCUUUGCACGUUAACGCGUUAAUCGUGCAUUAACACAGUUUAGUUUCAUUAUUAAUAUUUGGAAAUUACGUUGCUCAGUGGGUCUGAAUACUCAUGCAGACAAACUGUAGGUCUCAGGAGCGAGCUGUUAAUCAAUACUGGCCUGCGAUAUGCUUCUCAACCAAACAAAGCCUUUGGGGGCGGGGCCUAAGACCGCUGCAGCUCUUACUGAACUAGAACCAAACAGAAUAAAGGUGUCCUAAGUGGACAUUAUCAAUUUAAUUCUAUUCCGAAUGGUGGAGUUCGUGGACACAGCUGAAUAUGAAUUAGCUGAAUCACUAUAGUACUUUAAGUCUGAGGUAUCACUUAAAUGCAAUACACACUGUUGACACCAACAAAUCACCCACCUGAACAAACAGCGGAGGGAGACUUCGGCAGACUACAUUGGAUGUAGCGUGUGGGAGAAGUAUAAACAAAAGCAAGGCAAGCUAACAAAUGCCAUAGGUAAGUGAUUAGCUACGUACAAACUGCAGGCGGAUUAGUGUUGGAAGAUGUCGGUCUGAACGUUAAUAGUAACAAAUCUUAACGAAUGACGGCACUUGUUAGCCCCCCUCAUGACGCACCAUCACAGGAAGAAUAAACAAGUUAUAUGAAAAAGAAUGGACUGUAAAAUUUACGGCGAUACAUGUAUCAACUGAGAAUAGUAGUUUUAAAAUUAAAAUGGGUGUUACUAAAUGCCUCUGAUAUUGAUACAUUAAUCGCAAUUAUUAUCGCAAAAAACUCAUGCAAGUACUGUGAUUAAGGAGUUUAAUUGUUGCCCAGCACCAAUAAGACCCAAGCUCUAAUUUGUUAGUCUUUUUUUGUUUUCUCUCUGCUAUUUGGGCUUAUGGAAUAAGUAUGAAAACUAAGCAUCAUCUUUUGAUGUAGUGAUGUAGUUUUAGAAAAAAACAUGGUGUACACAAAAAAUGGACAGUCUGAAUUUAAUUAAAUGUCUUUAUUUCCAACCUGAACAGCAGUACAUGAACAUGUCUUCCCUUGUUUUGAAUGGUUGUCAUAUUCUGACAGCUCUGCAUUGUCUUCUUGACCACAUAUUUCUUAGGUCCUUACGGUAGAGUAGCCAGCUGUUGGCUAAAGCCAGAUCCGUGAAGUGCAUUAGCAUGCGCGCUGUACUCAGUACGAGUGCUCACGUGAUAGUAACUCAUCAUUCUGUCAGCCAAGUCAACUCCACUCAUCUUAAAGGUGUACUCACGGACAAUGCUUGGUCGCGAGACAGCCAUAUAUUGUUUCAAUUUCUUGUCCCAGCGUUGACAGGUGUCUUCAGGCUGUGCACUGUAAACAACAGACAUCAAUAGUACUGGUUUGUUGUCGUACCAUUUGACUACACACAUCUUUCCAUCUUCAGUGGAAACCUCUGUUGAGGUACCUCUUCCUGCUUUUUUCAUGGCUUUGUCAGUGGGUAAUUUCUGCACUGCUGCAGCGACCCUGUUCUUCAUUACUGUACCAGUCAUGUAUAGCUUUCUUCAUAAUUUGACCUUCGUGCCACAAUUCAGUUUGACACAGACAAGCAAUGACUAAGCUUCCCAAACCCAGACCGUUUCUUACACUUGAUCAAGCAGUACAUCUCUGCAGCAACUGCAGCCUUGCAGAAUCCAAUCCAGAAAAGGCCUAACCUUCCAGAAUUUGUCCCUCUUCUUCAAGUCUUCUGGCACGUCAUCAUCAAUCACCACUUUUACUGAUUGCCUCAGUUUGAAGAAUCUAUCGCGGGCGAAUGUGUUAGUGAUGGAAGUAAAUCUCAAGGUUUAAGACAAGUACAUCCUGAGUUUUGGGUAUUGGACCGCAAAACAUCAAAAUACAGGCACCAAAUUAAUGGUAUAUCUCAUCUACUGAAGUAUUGAGUAGAUCCCCACUCCUUGACAGUGAUAUAGCGUUAGAGCAAUCUGAAAUAGUUUUCAUAAAAUCUUUAUCCAUGUACUGUUCAAAAUAGUUCAGUGGGACCCCACUGAACUAUUUUGCCAUGUCUGUCAUGCUCAGUAUUGUCUGCUGAGUUUGGUGGCCAUGUCUGGCGGUGUGGGAUUUGGCAGUAUCAUAAUCUGAAACUGUCCCUGACUCUGUCCCUGAAUCUGUGUUGUAAAUUAGCAUUUUGCUACAAACAUUGAAUGUUGCAAUGUCUAAAUAUAUCCUUCACAUGACCCUUAAGUCCUAAUUAACUAAGAUAAACAAAUAUCACUGGGUCUUGGCUAACUAUUUUUUUUUUACCAUGGAGACGUUUAUGUCCCCUUCUAUGCUCAAUGGGCUCUGGAAUGGGGUCCUCAUCACUACUGCCAUCCUAACUGCUGCUUUGCACCUAUGGUGUGGGUACAUAAUCAGCAUCCAAGACAGUAUCAUCAUUGUCAGACAAAUGUUCCAAAUCCGACUUGUCUCCAUGGAUUAGCCCGAGUAACUCCAGCACUUUUUGCAAAGAAUAAAGCUCUGAAAAAAAAAUCAUGAAAAAAGUUAAAUUAAUAAUUAAUCUAUAUAUGUAUUUAUUUAAUUGUUAAUUUAUUUCACUGCCAAUGUUCAGCUUUAAAGGAGACUGAUCAUACUGAGCUGGGCAGGAGAUGUCUGUGUAUCAACAGUCUGCAGUGAUUUCUCUGUUUGAUAGCCUCCUCGCAUGUGCGUAACUGGGAUGUGCCCUACAGUAUCGAAAAGACAAUAUUAAAUUUACUGUAAAUUGUAUUGGUCCUUGCUCCUCCCUAAACCGCCGCCUUACCGUGGUGGAGGAGUUUGUGUGCCCGAAUGACCCCGGGAGCUAUGUUGUCGGGGGCUAAAAGCCCCUGGUAGGGUCUCCCAAGGCAAACAGCUCCUGGGCGACGGGCCAGUCUAAGAGCGGUUCACUAACCCCCCUAUGAAAGGCGGACGACCAAGGCCAGAGACGUCGCCCGGUAUGGCGCAGCCGGGGCCCCACCCUGGAGCCAGGCCCGGGGUUGGGGUGAUUGGGAGGAACGGCCUCCCUGAUCUGAACCCGAAUGGUGUUAUGUUAUUGGACUUCUGUACUAGGCACAGUUUGGCCAUAACAAACACCAUGUUUGAACAUAAGGGUGUCCAUCGGUGCACAUGGCACCAGGACACCCUAGGCCGGAGGUCGAUGAUAGACUUUGUAGUCGUUUCACCUGACCUUCGGCCAUAUGUUUUGGACACUCGGGUGAAGAGAGGGCUGAGCUGUCAACUGAUCACCACCUGGUGGUGAGUAGGAUCCGCUGGCAGGGAAGGAGGCUGGAACGACUUGGCAGGCCCAAACGUAUUUUGAGGGUCUGUUGGGAAUGCCUGGCUGAACACUCUGUCAGACAGACCUUUAACUCGCACUUCCGGGAGAGCUUCGACCAGAUUCCGAGGGAGGUUGGAGACAUAGAGUCCGAGUGGACCAUGUUCUCUGUCUCCAUCGUCAACGCGGCCGUUCGGAGCUGUGGACGCAGGGUCUCCGGUGCCUGUCAUGGUGGUAAUCCCCGAACCCGGUGGUGGACGCCGGAGGUAAGGGACGCCAUCAAGCUGAAGAAGGAGUCCUACCAGGUAUGGUUGACCUGUGGGACUCCUGAGGCAGCUGAUGGGUACCGGCAGGCCAAAUGUGCUGCAGCCCGUGCCGUUGCGGAGGCAAAAACUCGGGCCUGGGAAGAGUUCGGGGAGGCCAUGGAGGAGGACUAUCGCUCGGCCUCAAAGAGAUUCUGGCAAACUGUUCGGCGCCUCAGGAGGGGAAAGCAGUUCUUUACCAACUCUGUUUUCAGUGGAGGUGGGGAGCUGUUGACCUCAACUGGGGAUGUUAUUGGACGGUGGAAGGAGUACUUUGAGGAUCUCCUCAACCCCUUCUGCUGAGGAAGCAGAGGCAGGGGACUCAGAGGCGGACUCGCCCAUCAACCAGGCUGAGAUCACUGAGGUAGUUAGUAAGCUCCUCAGUGGCAGAGCAGCGGGGGUGGAUGAGAUCCGUCCGAGUACCUCAAGUCUCUGGAUGUUGUGGGGCUGUCUUGGGUGACACGCCUCUGCAACAUCGCGUGGACGAGGGGGACAGUUCCUCUGGACUGGACAACCGGGGUGGUUGUCCCUCUUCACAACAAGGGGGACAGGAGAGUGUGUUCCAACUAUAGGGGGAUCACACUUCUCAGUCUCCCUGGGAAAGUCUAUGCCAGGGUACUGGAGAGGAGAAUUCGUCCGAUAGUCAACCUCGGAUACAGGAGGAACAAUGUGGUUUUCGGCCUGGUCGUGGAACACUGGACCAGCUUUAUACCCUCAGCAGGGUGCUUGAGGGUUUGUGGGAGUUUGCCCAACCAGUCUACAUGUGCUUUGUGGAUCGGGAGAAGGCAUUCGACCGCGUCCCUCUUGACAUCCUGUGGGGGGUGCUCCGGGAGUAUGGAGUCCAGGGCCCUUUGCUAAGGGCUGUUCGGUCUCUGUACAACCGGAGCAGGAGCUUGUUUCGCAUUGCCAGCAAUAAGUCAGACCUGUUCCCGGUGCAUGUUGGACUUCGGCAGGGCUGCCCUUUUUUUUAUUUUUAUGGACAGAAUUUCUAGGCGCAGCCAGGGGCCGGAGGGGGUCUGGUUUGGGGACCACAGGAUAGCAUCUGUGCUUUUUGCAGAUGAUGUUGUCCUGUUGGCUUCAUCAGGCCAGGACCUCCAGCGUGCGCUGGUGCGGUUUGCAGCUGAGUGUGAAGCGGCUGGGAUGAGAAUCAGUUCCUCCAAAUCUGAGGCCAUGGUUCUCGACUGGAAAAAGGUGGUUUGCUCUCUCCAGGUUGGAGGAGAGUUCCUGCCCCAAGUGGAGGAGUUUAAGUAUCUUGGGGUCUUGUUCACGAGUGAGGGAAGGAAGGAGCGUGAGUCUGACAGACGGAUUGGUGCGGCGGCUGCAGUAAUGCGGUCGGUGUAUCGGUCCGUCGUGGUGAAGAGGGAGCUGAGCCAAAAGGCAAAGCUCUCAAUUUACCGGUCAAUCUACGUUCCUACCCUCACCUAUGGUCAUGAGCUUUGGGUCAUGACCGAAAGGGCAAGGUCACGGAUACAAGCGGCUGAAAUGAGCUUCCUUUGCAGGGUGGCUGGGCGCUCCUUUAGAGAUAAGGUGAGGAGCUCUGUCACCCGGGAGGAGCUCGGAAUAGAGUUGCUGCUCCUCCACAUCGAGAGGAGCCAGUUGAGGUGGCUCGGGCAUCUGGUUCGGAUGCCUCCUGGACGCCUCCCUGGGGAGGUGUUCCGGGCAUGUCCCACCGGUAGGAGGCCCCGAGGAAGACCCAGGACUCGCUGGAGAGACUACGUCUCUCGGCUGGCCUGGGAACGUCUUGGGGUCCCACCGGAAGAGCUGGAGGAAGUGUCUGGGGAGAGGGAAGUCUGGAACUCUCUGCUCUGACUGCUGCCCCCGCGACCCGGCCCCGGGUCGCCAUGGUACAAGCUAUAGGUAACUGACCAGAUAAGCAGCAGUUUUUGUAGAGAUGUGACUAAUAAGCAACUAAGCUUGCAUCACAACACAGUAAUCAUUCCAAGUAAUCAUGUUAGAAUUUGAUAGAACAAUGACAUAACCCAAAAUCACAAGUUGAUUUAGGCUGUGACACAGGACGGGGUAAUAAACAUAACCGCGUUCAUCUGCAGGUUCUUUUUGUAGCGAUCGACCAGCUGUAGCUCUACAGUGCAAAGGCCUAAUGGCAUGCUAACAGCUAACGCAACACACAAAUAGGAGCGGCAGCACCAUACACCACCUCCUCCCUGCCUGUCGCUGAUUGCAGGCCCAUCGCUAUUAGCAGUUUUGCACACAGGUGUGUGAUUGCACCAACUCAGAUUAGCACAUUUGAAAGGGACAGAGGCUCGGUUGAUUCGCUGUAGCUGUUGGCAACACUAGCGAUUAGCUUGUCUCACAUGUGGGUUACCACAUUUUAAAAAGACCAACUAACAUAUCAAGACAUCACAAGUAUCAACCACAAACUUACUACAGCGAGCUAGAUCCACCGCUCCCUGCCUGUUACCGCUGGAAGGGCGAUAACAAUCAGCUGUUCCCCCCAGGUGUAUGCGAUUACAGAAAAGGGCCAAAAGCUAGACCCACCGCUACCUGCCUGUAGCCGCUCAAUGCCAAUAGCCAUUAGCUUGUCUCACAUGUGGGUAACUACAUUUUAAACAGACCAACCAACAUAUUAAGUAUCAAGCACGUACUUACUACAGCGAGCUAGACCCACCGCUUCCUGCCUGUAGCUGCUUGAAUGACGAUAGCCAUUAGCUUUUCUCCACACAGGUGUGUGGCUGCAGGAGCCCACAUGAGCACAUUUGAAGGGGACAAAGGCUCUGUCGACUGGCUGUAGCCGUUAGCAUAGCUAGCUGCUAACUUGCCUCCCACAUAGGUUACUACAUUUUAAACAGACAAACUAACAUUUAAACACAUUAUAAGUAUCAAGCAUGUACUUACUUCUGUGAGUGAAUGACGGACUGUGGGAAUAGAUCCUUUUUUUUCAACAGGAGCCAUGAGACAAAUCAAGCAUUGUACGCACCCUCGUUUGAAAUGCACAUACGUAUAAAUGCUGAGGCAAAAUGUCUCAAUUAAGCAGAACUAACUACUAUGGUAAUACAACCCAAAAAGUUAUGUACAGGCAUGUGUUCACCAGGUCCCAAGAGGAAGGGAGUAAUUACGAAAUAAACAGAAUAUAAAAUGGAAAUGCUUUCAAGCAUUUUCUGUUUAAUUUUUUAUUGCACAUUUGUUAAAACUAGAUGGGUGUACUGACGUAUUUUCUGUACUUUUUGGUGACGUUACAGUGCAAACAAUAUGUGAACUUUAUUUAUUUUUUUUUGUAAAUAAACAAAGUUUAACCACGUUUGAGAAAGAUCUGAAA
Molecule: messenger RNA, 8864 nt
Organism: Betta splendens (Siamese fighting fish)
Lineage: Eukaryota; Metazoa; Chordata; Actinopteri; Anabantiformes; Osphronemidae
Gene: pex12
Product: peroxisomal biogenesis factor 12
Exons: 3
Coding region: 411-1496 (361 amino acids)
Biological process (GO): protein import into peroxisome matrix; protein monoubiquitination
Cellular component (GO): peroxisomal importomer complex; peroxisomal membrane
Molecular function (GO): zinc ion binding; ubiquitin-protein transferase activity; protein binding
Source: RefSeq, a predicted model, not a curated record